Ochotona curzoniae (black-lipped pika) is the source of this 948-nucleotide messenger RNA. RefSeq names its product olfactory receptor class A-like protein 1. Gene Ontology annotation, cellular component: membrane. NCBI's taxonomy places the organism in Eukaryota, Metazoa, Chordata, Mammalia, Lagomorpha, Ochotonidae. The coding region runs from base 1 to 948 and encodes 315 amino acids. Gene Ontology annotation, biological process: G protein-coupled receptor signaling pathway. The transcript has a single exon. Gene Ontology annotation, molecular function: pheromone receptor activity. The record is from RefSeq and is a predicted model, not a curated record.
AUGUUACUGAGUGACGUGAUUUAUAGCUUCUUUCUCACAAGUCAGAUCUCUGUUGGUGUGCUGGCAAACUCACUGGUCUUCCUGAUAUAUGCGUACAUCUUCCUGAUCGAGCCACACCUGAAGAAGCCCAUGGAUGUGAUGUGCAUGCACCUGACUCUUGUCAAUACCGUAACUAUUGUGUUCCAGUCAACACCACAGCUCGUGUCCUCCUUUGGAGUCAAAGAUUUCUUGGAUGAUAUUGGUUGUAAGACGUUUUUGUACAUAUCCAGAGUGACUCGAGGCCUUUCCAUCUGCACUACGUCUCUGCUGAGUGUGUUUCAGGCCAUCACUGUCAGUCCCAGCCAUUCUAGAUGGGCGUGGCUGAAGUCUCAGCUGUCUCAGUGGAUUUUGCCCUCUUUGCUUUCCUUCUGGGUCAUCGACAUGCUGAUCUGCAUCUACAUCCUUGAAGCUGUGAGAGCCAGGUUGAAUUUCAGUGUAGUUGGUCUGAGGUAUGUUCAUGCCUACUGUGAAAGCAGGCCGCUUGAAGAGUACGUGCCAAUAUUAGUUUUAUAUGUUUUAAUGAUUCAUGACCUUGUGUGUAUGGUGCCCAUGGUCGGGAGCAGCCUCUACAUGGUGCUCAUCCUCUACAGACACCGCAGGAGAGCCCGGCACAUCCACAGCCUCACUCACUCUUCUCAGUCAUCUGCAGAAAACAAAGCCACCCGCACUAUCCUCCUGCUGGUGCUGUGCUUCGUGGUAUUUUAUUUUGCCAACAACCUUCUGAUGAUUUAUGGGUUGUAUGCCUCUGAGCAAAACGCAAGACUGGAGGGUAUUAAUGGAAUUUUAUCAUCGAGCUACCGGACAUUCUGCCCCUUUCUGUUGAUAAGGAAUAACAAAGUUUUUCUCAGAUUGACGUCCUGUUUUUCUAAGAUGCGAGUGAUCUUUUCCCGAAGAGCUUACAAUGGCUGA